UGUGGUGACAGCGGCACCAUUCUUGCGUGAGCGGUGUCAUGGUGCAAAAGUCAAUUUUUGUUCCUCCAAAAAUCCGGGCUUUUCUGGCGGAUUUCUUUGCGCCAAUUGCGCAUAACUUGCAGGCAAUAUUCUUUAUUGACCGUACGGACUCUUAGCAACAACUCAUGAUGCAUUUCGCCCCUGCAAUCAAAGACUGUUAACAAAACCUUCACAUUCGACUAAACUUGACGCGCUUUUUUCAGUCGCGACCAAUGCGGCAGCUUGGGAUUGUCGAGCUCACGUAUUCAAGUUAUAAGCAUAAACCCAUGAUUCGUCAACAGUUAUAAUCCUCUGAAACAAAUCUGGAUCGUCCAACCUUAAGUCGAUACUUUUUGUAGAAACCUCAUAUUUUCGCCUUUACUUCGGACACUUCUUAGUGGCUUAAAGUAUUGAAUCGCUUAAAAAAUACCUCUCGAGGUAUUCAGCCUCUGAUGAGUUUCUCUAGCUCUUCUGUUGUGAGGGGUAUAUAUUUUGUUUUCUUACUAUCUUCCCUUCAGCAAAUAAACAUAAUUAAUGCAGAGUCUUCCCAUUCAUCUCAGAUGCAUACAUAAUUUUUAGAGAACACAGCCGCAACGUAAAGAGCCAAGUGCAGUUUGAAUCCGAGCGUUUCCUCAUUAUAAAUUCAAUACUUGACGAAAUUAGUAGACAUUUCCCAAAAUACAACUCAACCAGUCAAGGUCAGGUCAAAUAGUUCACUGAUUACAUAUCCGGCCGCUACUUUUCAAUGUCAUAAAAUGAGGCACUCAGCGCACUUAAAACUACAGUCUUCGUUUGGUGCUGCUGACACCAAGACGCAAUGUGGUUUGAAAGUUUAUUGCUCUUACUACUCCUUAUUGGAUUGGCUUACGCUUGGUUGUGUUAUCGGUAUGAUUAUUGGAAGCGCCAUCAGGUGCCAUAUUUGACGCCCACUUACGGCGUGGGCAAUUUGGGUGGCCUCUUUUCAAUGCAACGCAGUCCAGCAGAGUUUGUGCAGAGUCUUUACGAGCAUCCAGAAGGUCGGAGCGAACCGUUCGUUGGCGUACAUGUCUUCACACAACCGGCCAUUUUAUUACGUGAUCCUGAACUUGUGAAACGCAUUUUGGUGAAGGACUUUUCCAAGUUUUGCGAUAGAUUUUCCAAUUCUGAUUACAAAGGCGAUCCGUUGGGUUCUUUAAAUAUAUUUUUUCUGCGUAAUCCCGCCUGGAAGGAGGUACGCUUCAAGUUAUCACCGUUUUUUUCCAGUGGAAAGCUGAAGCAUAUGUUUCCUUUGGUGGAAGAGGUCGGUCGCGAGCUCGACAAAUAUUUGCUCUCUCAAACCGUUGACUGCAACGAAACUCAAACUUUCAUGAUGGAAAUGAAAGAGCUGUGCGCUCUCUACACAACAGACGUGAUAGCGACUGUCGCUUACGGCGUUCAAGCAAACUGUUUCAAACAACCGAAUGGCGAAUUUCGGCGACAUGGUCGCGCUGUGUUCAAGUUCAGUGUGCGGCGUUCACUAGAAUUUAUGGUUGUCUUCUUCAUGCCACACUUAGUACCCUAUCUAGGUUUCAAAGUUGUGCCACCGACUUCUACCGAGUUCCUGCGUGCCACAAUCAACUAUGUGAUGGAACAACGUGAGUUGUCGGGCAAAAAACGUAACGAUCUAAUUGAUAUACUUAUUGAAUUUAAAAAUUCGACCAAAAAUAAAAAAUCCGCCAGUGGACUCAUCUAUGAGGGUGACAUUUUGGUGGCACAAGCGGCGCUUUUCUUUACAGCCGGCUUUGAGUCAUCCUCGGCGACAAUGUCCUUUGCACUGUAUGAGCUUGCGAAACGUCCCGAUUUGCAGCAGCGUGUACGUGAUGAAAUUGCCGCGGGUCUAGAACUCACUGGCGGCAAAGUGACAUACGAAUUUAUAGAAUCAUUAGCGUAUAUGCAAAUGGUAAUCGAUGAGGUAUUGCGCCUCUAUCCACCGCUACCGUUUCUAGAUCGACAAUGCACCGCGCCGGUGGCGGAAGACGGUUACUCGUUGGAACCAUUUCACAAAUAUCGUUUGCCACACGGCAUGCCAGUUUACAUACCAGUUUAUGGCCUGCAUAUGGAUCCGCAGUACUACCCUGAACCGUCGAAAUUCGAUCCAGAGCGUUUUGCACCACACAACAAGAAACAGUUGACACCUUACACUUAUAUGCCAUUUGGACUGGGUCCGCACGCUUGCAUUGGCGAACGCUUCGCUAUGCUACAAACCAAAAUCGGACUCACCUAUUUUCUACUUAACCACAAAGUGACGACUUGUGCUCGCACCAAGAUUCCCAUGCAGCUGGAUCGCAAGGCGGUAGUGAUACAGGCCGAAGGCGGUAUUUAUCUGAAUGUUGUGCGCAGUCCGCUAUCUGAGCGUAUGUAG
Molecule: messenger RNA, 2398 nt
Organism: Bactrocera dorsalis (oriental fruit fly)
Lineage: Eukaryota; Metazoa; Arthropoda; Insecta; Diptera; Tephritidae
Gene: Cyp6g2
Product: probable cytochrome P450 6g2
Exons: 4
Coding region: 836-2398 (520 amino acids)
Biological process (GO): response to DDT; insecticide catabolic process
Molecular function (GO): heme binding; monooxygenase activity; oxidoreductase activity, acting on paired donors, with incorporation or reduction of molecular oxygen
Source: RefSeq, a predicted model, not a curated record